Molecule: messenger RNA, 1536 nt
Organism: Cryptosporidium muris RN66
Lineage: Eukaryota; Apicomplexa; Conoidasida; Eucoccidiorida; Cryptosporidiidae
Product: diacylglycerol kinase catalytic domain-containing family protein
Exons: 1
Coding region: 1-1536 (511 amino acids)
Molecular function (GO): ATP-dependent diacylglycerol kinase activity
Source: RefSeq, a predicted model, not a curated record
AUGAAUCAAAUAGAUUUUUCAUCAAAAAGUAGUGAUGAAACUAAUUCAAAUUAUUAUUGUUAUUCAAUCUUUUUAUUUGUAAAUCCAACAUCUGGAGGUAACAAAGCUAGUAUAUUUACAAAAGCUGGAAUGGAAAUGUUUAAAAUAUCUGAUCCUGUAUCAGCAUCUGUCUAUAUAUAUGAUAUUAGAGAUGGAACAAAAGGUAAUAAACCCGGAUUUCUAAAAGUGAAAAAGAUUAUUGAGAAAUCAGAUGGGAGUAUGCCUGUAUAUAUAAUUGCUGCUGGAGGGGAUGGUACUGUUAUGUGGUGUGUAAAUGAACUUGAAGCAACAGGAAUAAAUUUUGAAUAUGUAGUCAUUGGUGUAAUUCCUUUUGGAACAGGUAAUGAUUUUUCUAGGGCUUUAAAUUGGACAACAAUAUUAGAUAAUCCGUUUGAUAAUGGAUUAGCAAGAUUUAGAAGUAUGAUACAGGGAUGGAUUAAAGCAGAGAUUUCAGAACAUGAUAUUUGGACAAUAACUGCUACAGUAGAUGAUUAUGGAAGUUUUUAUAAAAUUGAUUCAUAUUCUAGAAAAAAAAAAGUUGUUAACAUCAAUAAUAAUAAUACAGAAUAUAAUAAUGAUCAAUAUAAAGAUAAUGAAAUAAAUAUAAAUAAUACAUUAAAUUUUGAUAUUCCAAAAACUUCUAAUAUAGCAAAAAAAUUAACAUUUCAUAUGUCCAAUUAUUUUAGUGUUGGUAUUGAAUCAAGAAUUGGUAUUGGAUUUGAUAUUAAUAGAACAAAGAAUGCCUCUUUAAAUAAAUUUAGAUAUGGAAUUGAAGGUAUAAAAAGUACAUUGAAAAGAACAACUGCAGUAUGUGACUUAAUUGAUAAAUGUACAGUAGUAGUUGAUAAUAAUGAAACAAAUAAUGAUACAAACAAUUUAGCAAAUAACCCUAAUAAGGAAAAGAUAAUCUUUGUAACAGAUAAGAGAAAAAAAUAUAGUAAGAAUAUUUGUUCUUGUAUAAAUUCUAGUAUAGAUAAUAUUUCAGCUAAUCAGGAAAUUGAAGAAUUUCCAUUAACACCAUUAUCAUCUAUAAUUGUUGAAGAUUCACCUCCUAUAUUGUUACCUUGCACCUCCCUUAUAUUUAUUAAUAUCCCUUCCUUUGCAUCUGGAAAUGAUAUUUGGAAAUAUUGCAAAGGAAAUUGUGGGAUAAAAUAUAAGUGGAAAAGUAAAGAAAUUGAAUCUAUGUUAAUAAGUAAACAAAAAAUGGGUGAUGGAAUGAUUGAAUGCAUAUCUUUUCCAUCAGCUGUUUCAAUUGGAUUAGAAAUGGCUGUUAAAGGUAAUGGUAGACGAAUUUUUCAAGGAAAAGGUCCUAUUAAGCUUUAUUUUAGACAGAAAAAUUCCCAUUCAACUUGUAGAAAGGUAUAUUUCCAAGUAGAUGGAGAAUAUGUAAUUGCUUAUUAUCCAUUAUAUUUUGAAAUAUGUUAUAAAAGAAAAAUAAGGGUUUUACUUGGGAAUUUAGGAAAAUCUUCAAGUACUUUAAAUAUUUUCAAACAUUAA